Messenger RNA from Lingula anatina, 2611 nucleotides. Its product is annotated as beta,beta-carotene 15,15'-dioxygenase. Lineage: Eukaryota; Metazoa; Brachiopoda; Lingulata; Lingulida; Lingulidae. Gene Ontology annotation, biological process: carotene catabolic process; retinal metabolic process. The record is from RefSeq and is a predicted model, not a curated record. Gene Ontology annotation, molecular function: carotenoid dioxygenase activity; beta-carotene 15,15'-dioxygenase activity.
GCAGUUUUUACCGAAACGGCCCAGGAAAAUACGAAGUCGGGGACACAAAAUAUAACCACCUGUUCGACGGGCUGGCUCUCCUGCACAAGUACUCCAUUCGUGACGGAAAUGUUACCUACCAGAAUAAGUUUCUGAAGAGCGACACCUACAAAAGGAACAUGGAGGCCAAUAGGAUUGUCGUGGCGGGGUUAGGCACGGUUGCCCAUCCUGACCCGUGCAAGACGUUGUUUCAGAGGUUUUUGUCAUAUUUUACAUUCAACGAUGACGUGGUAAACGACAAUUGCAACGUUAACAUUUACCCGGUGGGGGACCAGCUGUUUGCUUGUACGGAAACUCACUGGUUGUGGAGAAUCGACCCGGAGACACUGGAGACUCCUGGGAGGGUCAAUAUUUCCCAAAUCGUGGCCACCAACAACGCCACUGCCCACCCGCACUACGACAGAGACGGCAGUGUGUACAAUAUAGGAACCUGCUUCAGGGGAAGACCAAAGUUAACGGUGGUUCGAUGGAAGCCAGACCCUCAAGGGAAGACGCAUCAGAUCCAGAAUGCAGAGUUGGUGGCAAUCAUAGAAAACCCGUACUACGUAUCCUAUACUUAUUGCCACAGCUUCGGCCUUACGGAGAAUUACAUCGUGGUCAUAGAGCAACCGCUGUUCAUUAACAUUCUCUCCAUACUGACCUCUAAGAUACGGGGCGUGCCCUUCUCUGAUUGUUUUUAUUGGGACAAGAAUUGCAAGACUGUGUUCCACAUCAUCAACAAGAAGACGGGAGAGACAAUUAACCCUGGUUACCACUAUGUUGGGGACCCACUUCUGGUCUUCCACCACAUCAACGCUUAUGAGGACAACGGUCACGUGGUUCUUGACAUAUGUUCAGGGGAAGAUGGUUCCGUUUUUCGAACCAUAACACGAGAUAAUAUCGACAAACAAAGAUUUGGUGGGACUUCGGCAGUUCGACCAAGGCGCUUUGUGCUUCCUCUGAAUAUCAGUCAAGACGUGGUUGGCGGUAACCUAGUUACGCUUUCUGGUACAACAUCCACAGCCACCUUGUUGUCUAGCAACGAGAUAUAUUGCAAGGAAGAAUUUCUUGGAGACUUGUGCUCAGAAUUCCCUACAGUGAACUAUGACCAAAUGAAUGGUGUGAAGUACCGGUACAUGUACAGUGUAACUUUCAGCGACACUGGGGAGUUUGGUCAUGGGUUGGUAAAGACAGAUGUUCAAGCAAAGACCACCCAGGAGUGGACAGAGGAAGGCUGCUGCUUUACAGAACCCUGGUUUGUGCCUUCGCCAAAUAGUGACGGAGAAGAUGAUGGUGUUAUUUUAUCGGCCGUCCACAAUGCCCAGAUGAAAACAUACCUGCUUGUCUUGGACGCCAAAACCUUCACUGAGCUGGGACGAGCAGAGUUUGAUGUGGCGCCACCUACAGGUUUUCAUGGACGUUUUCUUGACAGUGACAUGAUUCGUGGUUUGGAAAAAGAGUGAAAUGAACAAUAGUGGCCAUCGCGGCAAUUUUGUUAAAGUAAUUUGGACUUGAUGAAAGGCUUCAAAAAGAACAAAUUUAGUAAAAAGAAAACUGAGCUGAUUAUGAAAUUCAAAGUGAAGUUUUAGGGAAAAGAGCUAGAAGAAAAUAUUAAAAAAAAAAGAAACCCAAUUGGAACUUUCCAGGAAUGCUUAUCUACAAACCCUUUUUUAUAUUAAAUAAUGUUAAUUACAUGUUGGUAGGAUCGAAUAUAAUGGGCUUUGCUUAAAUGGACCACUGCUCGAUUCCUUGUAGUGAAGAGAGGAAUUUUUUCAAAAUUUCCCUUACUACUUUAAGGCUCUAAUAGAAAACUGACCUCUUUAUAUUUUCGAGACACACUGUAUACACAAACAAAGUAAAAUCAUCUAAAUGAUAGCAAUCAGUUAAAACAGCAAACAGAUAGUAUGGGACCCUGGUUUUUGAAUUUACGUUCAAAAGUAUUUUGGCAUACUGCCGUCGGCUAUGAGGGAGACAAAAACACUUUUAUAUUGAAACGUCAUUGUUCUCUCAUAUUUUAAAAUAUUUAAUUUUAUUUCAUGUACUAUAUGUUUCUUUUAACUUUUUUUAUAACAUAAAGCAUUUAAGUGAUUUUUCAUAGUACCAUUUAUUCCAGUUAUGGUUAUUUUGAAAUGUACAUUUUGCAACGUUCCAUUUUCGCAACGAAGAAAAAAAUAACAAAUAUGUUUCGGAAAAGUAAAAAUGACCAAAUACUUGCAAAUAUAAUUAUAAUUACUUGGUUGGAAUCUUUUGAUCUCAUAUUAAACUAGAAAAAAAUCAAUAGUAGGUCAGUUGAAGUUGUCGUAAUUGUUUGCUUAUUCUUAUUCUGUUACAGUUUUUUUCUAUUCAUAAUACUAAGUGUCUGCAAGUUGUACUUUUUGAUAAAUUAAAUGCACUCAUAAAAAUGUUUUUCUAUUAUUUGAAUAUUUAUAAAAAAAUCAGAAGCAAACCCAGCGAUGUGUUACUUAGCAACAAAAUUGAAUAAACUAUUUGAAGUGGAAAGUGGAAUAUCAGUACGUGUUCUAGUCCCUAUAUAGCGUUUUGUAUCGUAUUGUUAUGUGUGAAUAAACCCAUAAUAAAAUUCAUUGUGUGUUGU